This is a messenger RNA of Cinclus cinclus, 2199 nucleotides long. RefSeq names its product acrosin-like. Gene Ontology annotation, molecular function: serine-type endopeptidase activity. The transcript has 11 exons. NCBI's taxonomy places the organism in Eukaryota, Metazoa, Chordata, Aves, Passeriformes, Cinclidae. The record is from RefSeq and is a predicted model, not a curated record. Gene Ontology annotation, biological process: proteolysis; acrosome reaction.
AUGGGCACUGCCAGGGCGGUGGGCACCAGAGGUGACACCUCGGUCCUGCCUCUGCCACCUGCGCUGGCACCGAUGGCUUUGCUGGGACUGCUCGUCCUGCUGGCCCUGACCUGGCCCGUGGGGGCCACCUGGGACACGUGCAGAGGCACCUGCGGGCUCCGGCCCAUGGCCUUCGACCACAGAUCGCUGGUUCCCGAAAAUUCCCAGGACUCUGACUAUGGAUCCUGGGAUUCUUUCGAAGACACCUCGCAGGACAUGGGUGGCACUGGGGUCCACCCAGGGGCCUGGCCUGGUGUCAUCAGCAUCCAGGCCACCUUGGACAAUGGCACGUGGCACAUGUGCUCGGGGGCACUCAUCCACCCCCAGUGAGUGCUGACAGUGGCCAGCUGCUUGGUUAGGGCAGGUGCUGUCUUCCACUGGAAGGUGCUGAUCGGGCCCACGGAUCUGGCUAAGCCGGGCCACAAGGCCGAGGUGUUCCAGAUCAAGCAGAUCCUGGUGCACAAUGGCUACGUGGCCGCCACGGCCAGGAGCAACAUUGACCUCCUGAGGAUGGACCAGCCCGUGGAGUGCAGCGACUACAUCCAGCUGGGCUGUGUGCCCGACAGCUCCCUGGCAGUGCCCGAGCUGAAAACCUGCUACAUUGCGGGCUGGAGAGCCACCCCGGCCCGGAGCCCACGCCUGGUGCUGCAGGAGGCCAAGGUGCAGCUCAUGGACGUCCAGCUUUGCAACAGCAGCCGCUGGUACGGGGGGGCCGUGCACCCCCAGGACCUGUGCGCGGGGUACCCGCGGGGCGGCAUCGACACCUGCCAGGGGGACAUCGGGGGACCUCUGGUCUGCAAGGACAACGUUGGUGACUACUUCUGGCUGGUGGGACUGGCCAGCUGGGGCCGAGGCUGUGCCGGGGCCAAGCGACCCGGGGUGUUCACCUCCACCCAGCACUUCCACACCUGGAUCCAGGUGCAGAUGGGAUUGCUCCCACCAGGAACUGAUGUUCCUCCUGCAGAGCCCUUCCCACUGCCACCCCCGGAACCAGAGGAAGAGCCUGAGCCGGACUCAGAUUUGAGCGAUCUGGAGAAUCCCAACCCAGAACCAGAGGAUUCUACGGUGAUUUCAUUCCAACAACAAAUCCUGGGGAAAUUCCUGAAUCUGGUGCUGGAGCUCCUGCAGUUCCUGAAGGGAGUGCUGAUCGGGCCCACGGAUCUGGCUAAGCCGGGCCCCAAGGCCGAGGUGUUCCAGAUCAAGCAGAUCCUGGUGCACAAUGGCUACGUGGCCGCCACGGCCAGGAGCAACAUUGACCUCCUGAGGAUGGACCAGCCCGUGGAGUGCAGCGACUACAUCCAGCUGGGCUGUGUGCCCGACAGCUCCCUGGCAGUGCCCGAGCUGAAAACCUGCUACAUUGCGGGCUGGAGAGCCACCCCGGGCAGCGCCCGGAGCCCACGCCUGGUGCUGCAGGAGGCCAAGGUGCUGAUCGGGCCCACGGAUCUGGCUAAGCCGGGCCACAAGGCCGAGGUGUUCCAGAUCAAGCAGAUCCUGGUGCACAAUGGCUACGUGGCCGCCACGGCCAGGAGCAACAUUGACCUCCUGAGGAUGGACCAGCCCGUGGAGUGCAGCGACUACAUCCAGCUGGGCUGUGUGCCCGACAGCUCCCUGGCAGUGCCCGAGCUGAAAACCUGCUACAUUGCGGGCUGGAGAGCCACCCCGGGCAGCGCCCGGAGCCCACGCCUGGUGCUGCAGGAGGCCAAGGUGCAGCUCAUGGACGUCCAGCUUUGCAACAGCAGCCGCUGGUACGGGGGGGCCGUGCACCCCCAGGACCUGCGCGCGGGGUACCCGCGGGGCGGCAUCGACACCUGCCAGGGGGACAUCGGGGGACCUCUGGUCUGCAAGGACAACGUUGGUGACUACUUCUGGCUGGUGGGACUGGCCAGCUGGGGCCGAGGCUGUGCCGGGGCCAAGCGACCCGGGGUGUUCACCUCCACCCAGCACUUCCACACCUGGAUCCAGGUGCAGAUGGGAUUGCUCCCACCAGGAACUGAUGUUCCUCCUGCAGAGCCCUUCCCACUGCCACCCCCGGAACCAGAGGAAGAGCCUGAGCCGGACUCAGAUUUGAGCGAUCUGGAGAAUCCCAACCCAGAACCAGAGGAUUCUACGUUCAGUCUCCUGGGAAAAACAAAGAUGGGGCAAUUUGGGAAAAAUGAGUGA